This is a messenger RNA of Benincasa hispida (wax gourd), 627 nucleotides long. RefSeq lists its product as uncharacterized. The record is from RefSeq and is a predicted model, not a curated record. Gene Ontology annotation, cellular component: Golgi apparatus. NCBI's taxonomy places the organism in Eukaryota, Viridiplantae, Streptophyta, Magnoliopsida, Cucurbitales, Cucurbitaceae.
AUUUAUUUCAAAAAGAAAAGAAAUGUUUGUAAAUUCAAUUUUAAAAAAUUAGAACACAAAACAGAAAUCAGAAAUGAAGUGAAUUAGCCGGUUGCCGUUCUUCCUCCACUCAAAUCUCCGGCUUCCACCUUCUGCGAUCCUCUCGUUCUCCGAUCAACAGAUGCCGUUCAGUACGUUCAUUGAAGUGGAACCGCCCAGUCCACUCCGAUACAUAAUUGGGGCUGUUAUAAUGAUGAUCGGCGUCGUAUUGCCCCUUGGAUACAUGCUGCUCCGGAAUAAGCGUGGACCUUCUUCUUCUUCUUCUUACUCCAAACAGACGUAGGACCAAAGUUUUGAUUUAGCUGCAUAGAGAAAGAGACGCAUCCAUUUCAGUUUUGGGCUCUCGGCUAAUGGAGGAUGAUGCUAUUCAUAGGGUAAUGUAAAUGCAUUGAGAUUUCAAAUCUGUGUAAGCUGACGAUUCUGGUCCAAUUAUUGACCUUAAGGCGAUGCAUUUCAUCAUCGUUUUUCUUUGAAAUCAAUGUCAUACAACUGUAUUUCGUCAUUUUGUAUCGUUGAAGGAAUUAUGUGUGAUUACUGUUGAUAACCCGCAUUCAGUAUUUAUGAAGAUACGAACACAGAGCCGUGAAA